AUAAGAGCAUUGUCCUUAUGCUCUAUUCAAACUUCAUUUGCACAAAGUUAAAGAACUUUUAGUAUGGGGUAACAAAGCCCGUAAUUAAUCCUUAGUCUUGAUUUAUAAAUAACCAAAGCCCUCAAGCUAAAAUAUUUUAGCCGAGACGCUUUACAAAGGUGAAAGGUUUCGUUCGCUAACCUUUCGUCGAAGAUGUCUUAUUUAUUUACCAUUAUUGUAACAUCACAGUUUCUCGUGUGGCUACUAGCUCAGUGAAUGGUACUUUCAGCCAGAAUCUAACAUUCUGAAAGUUCUUUGGAGUGAUGGAAUUAUCUCCAAACUUCGUCUCGUGUGAGCGCGAGUGUGAAGGCAUUUGUUACUUGGCAUCUGAAAGAAAGACGCCGCGCAGGAAAGAUGAGAGUAGUUCUUUGAGAAAAACGUUGUCCUCUUUUUGCAGUGAGCAGGUCAAGCCAUCAGCAGAAGUUUUCUUCGCCGGUAAACCCGAAGGAGCACCGUCUUGCGAGCAGUUCUCAAAGAUCGACUACACGGCCGAGUGUCGCAGUGAAAUCAGAACAAAUUCUUCUUCCGGGAAUCUUCAGAUGUCAAGCUUUGAACGGGCUUGCUAUGAGGACUUCCAAACGUACAUCCCAGAAAUUGCUACUGAAACGCAAUUUAUUCAUUCAAGCAACUGCUGUGAAGACAAUCCAAUUUAUGGCUGUGUGUCCCCAUCUGGCACAGCAGCCAGUCGUGGCAGCAUUUUAACACAUUAUUCCACUUCAAGUAGCCCCAAAGUCACACCAAGCACACGGCACUGCUUUUACAAUGAAGGAGUUGAAUAUUCUGCCUGUGAAGCUAAGAAGAGUAUGGUAUCCAAUCCACAGGGGAAUUAUCCCACAUCCCAUUUGAAUGAAAAUUUGUUUCCAUGGCAUCAAGAAAUACGGCCCAGUUUACCUGAAAAUCUAAGAUUUUCCAGGAGUCCAUAUUCCAAGGCACAAACUGAACCAUCACUGAUUCCACCAAACAAGGUUGUGAAUCAUUUUCCGCAACCAUUGUGUCCGACUGUGAGUAUCCGUGUGGACAUUUCUUGUCCUCUGUCUUCUUGUAACUGCAAGAAAAUGUCAUGUUGUUGCAGAGAUUCUCAUUCCAAAUCUCCUGUACGACUUAGUCACGGAAAUCUUCCUGGGAAGAGGAACCAUGUGGCUUUCCGUCCAAACGUCUUUCAAACCAUCCCUUCAGCAGGACUGAACACCAAGACGAAUUCAUUUGCACGUGAAUUUGGCCUUGCACCUGUUUGUAGCAGUGGUUACAACGCAGAUCUUUCAAAGUAUCAAAUGAAAUCAGAUUGCCACCCUGAAGCAAGUUUCAAGUAUUUUAGUCAAAGAUUUGAGUCAAAUAACAAUGGCUGCUUAGAUAUGGUGAACUUUGAUAGAGAAGCACAGAAUGGACAUUGGAUGGCUGAUGAUCAAAAAUCAUGUCAAAGACUUGUGUCUGAUAAUGCUGAAAAGAAGUUUGCAUUUCAGAGUAUAAGGGGUGAAACAUUUAAUCCAAGUGUGAUAAAAUAUGAUGAGAACACAAGAUGGAAUUUGAACUAUACUCAGCCUGAGCACUUCUCUGUGAAUGAAAAUUCUAGCAUUACACCAGAGAAGCAUAAUACAACAAACAUGACUUUUCCGAGGGGAAGUCAGGCAUAUCAAAGAGAAUUUUACUUUCCUAAAACUGUGGUUAGCUCAUAUUGCAAUGGCCGUGACCUUGAGGGGACUAAGGACUGCACAGAGUUGAUGCCUGUCAAUCCAGAAAUGAUUUUUGGACAAUGUAGAUUUCAGACCACUGCGAACAACGUCCAUGAAGAUAAAAAAUACUGUUACCCAGAACCAACAGGUCAAAUGAAAACUUGGCAAAAUUGUCCUAACCAAGAAACACCACUUCUUCAAGCUGAAAAGCCUGUGCACAUGAGAAACAAGAGGACAUUGAAUGAUACCUCCUUGGUAAUGGAACCAUCAUCUCCCAUUGCAAACUUGUCCAAUUUAGUGGCAAAGAUUCACCCUGACCAUGGAAAUAUCAUGACAGGAAAAAAGAAUCCAAAACUAGAAGGCCAAAGAAAUGAAAUGUUUAACAAGAGACGUUCCCAUUGUGUCUGUCCAAACUGUAUCAGUGGUCUAAACAGUGGGUCAGGAAAUAUGCAGCAAAAGUCACACAGCUGUCAUUACCCUGGCUGCGGAAAGGUUUAUGGAAAGACUUCUCACUUGAAGGCUCAUUUACGUUGGCAUAAAGGAGAGAGACCAUUUGUGUGUAACUGGAAUACUGGUGCUCGUCGAUGUGGGAAGAGCUUUACUCGGUCAGAUGAACUGCAGCGUCAUUUGAGAAUACACACAAAAGAGAAGGCCUACAUGUGCACGAUAUGCAACAAAGCUUUUGGCCGGAGCGAUCACCUAAGUAAACACCUCAGAACUCAUGGAGGCAAAGGUAAAAAGGUUGUGCAGGAGAAGGAGGGUGAAGAAGAUGACGUUGAUGACACAAAAUUGUUCGAUGUGGAAGAUGAUGAUGAGAAUGAUGAUGUUUUUGAAGAUGAUUAAGAACAAGUGUAUAAUAAUAUCUUCGAUGGCUGUCGGAUGGUGUAAUUUUUGGUAAUUAUGACAUGUCUUUUGUGAGACUUAAGUUGCAAUAUGGCUCAGAUUUGAUUUACACAUACCUAACUUUGUUAUAAUAACAAAGUAGCUAGUAAAUCAUAACUAGUCAAGUUGUAGAUGUAGUACAGAUGAAGAUAUAACAUGCGUCACACAUCACAAGCAGAUAUCAUACUCUCUAAGGCAGCCUUAUGUUGUGAUUCAAAGCACCGUGAACACUUUGAUUGGGUUCUGUCAGCUGAAUUGUGCACAAAGCAAUCACAAUAAAGUUCAGGGCCCAUGGACAAACCUCAAAACCACAAACUCAUUACCGUUGCUGUCUUUGGGUUAGUUUUCAUGCCUUAUUGGCUCUUUCCUUGCAACACAGACAUUCCAUAAAUAUUUCUGGUGUUGGUGGUUUUCUGAGUUUCACAGUAAAUGUAUAAAAAGAAUUUAAAGAUGAUUGCUCUCCUGCCUUACAGAAGUGGCUUUUCGCAUGUACAGAUUGUGCACCUCUCUGUGAUCUUGUUACUUGUUCUUGAAAUUGGUUGUUGACGUUAUUGUAGUUUUAAAUGUAAAUAUUCUUACCACUUGGCUUUUUCAGCUCUAACCACAAAGAAAUAUUACUGAGAAAUUAGGAGACAUGAUGCUCCACAAAAUAUUUUUAUGCAGCAAUGCACAAGGCAAUAUUCUUGUAAGAUCAGUUGCAUCGUACUUCUCAAACUCAUUAAUGAUUCAUUAAGUUUAAACAAAAGAAAUAAUGACUGUGAUGGUG
Orbicella faveolata is the source of this 3357-nucleotide messenger RNA. RefSeq lists its product as uncharacterized. Gene Ontology annotation, molecular function: DNA-binding transcription factor activity, RNA polymerase II-specific; RNA polymerase II cis-regulatory region sequence-specific DNA binding. The record is from RefSeq and is a predicted model, not a curated record. Gene Ontology annotation, biological process: regulation of transcription by RNA polymerase II. Lineage: Eukaryota; Metazoa; Cnidaria; Anthozoa; Scleractinia; Merulinidae.